Molecule: messenger RNA, 360 nt
Organism: Octopus sinensis (East Asian common octopus)
Lineage: Eukaryota; Metazoa; Mollusca; Cephalopoda; Octopoda; Octopodidae
Exons: 1
Coding region: 1-360 (119 amino acids)
Source: RefSeq, a predicted model, not a curated record
AUGAAGAUAGUCUUGAAGGCCGGCUGCACAUCUUACUCCACAGUGAAAAUCUGGGUGUCAAGUUUUCGGAAAGGGUCAUUUCAGAUGAACCCCGUCCAGGAUGCUGUGCACAUCACGAUUCUCGAGAACCGUCUAAUUGCUGCUGCAUUCAUAGUUGAGACUGGCGAUUUAUACCGCGAAAGAGUUGGCUACAUCAUCCACAUUUUGGACAUGAGAAAGCUUUCUGAAAAAUGGGUGUUGAAAUGCCUGAACAGAGAUGAGAAGCGCAUCAGAGUGACGACAUCGAAGGCAAUUUUGGACCGGUUUGCAGCGGGAGAAGCUGAUUUCAUAGCUCGCUUAGUCACCAUGGAUGAAGCUUGA